ACUCACAAUGUCUCCGAAAAUUCAAAUUUUGAAGAGCGAUUUACUGAACAUAAAACGUUAAUGGAAUGUAAUCUUCACGACAUUGUCAACUAUCAAAAGCCCACCAGUCGACAUUAUCAGCAACCAAAGGGACAGAUCUGUUCUUCUUCUUUAUCUUCCUUCCCUAAUCUGAAACCCGAUUGGUAAAAAAAAUAAAAAAUAGAAUCAGAAUCUACUGAAAGUCUCUCUCUAGUCUACCAUGAGUUUCCACACCCUAUCAUGUUCAUGAACUGGAUUGGGACUAAAUUUUUCCUUGGAGGAACUAUGGAUUAAGUUAUUACUGGUAGUGUAUCUUUGGAGAAGAUCUGUAGAUGAGACGGAGAAGAGAGUUUAUUCACAAUUCAAGGUUUUAAUAUAUGAUUGUGCGGGUAGGGUUUGUUGUUGCUGCUUCUGUUGCAGCUGUUGCUGUUAAGCAGCUCAACCGUAAACCUCCCAAACCGAGCAAACCAUCAGAAAAUGGCAAAGGAGGCGAUACAGAACAGGCCGUGUCUCCCAACAACAAUCUCAAUGAUAAGAGUCUGGAAGAGGAGGAAGAAGAAGAAGUGAAACUGAUCAACAGCGUGAUCAAUCAGACUCGUGAAAGCUUCUCAGACUAUUUAGAUGCUGAUAUUGAAAAUCUUUUAUCCGGUGAGAUCGAGUAUCCAUUACCUAGCGAUGACAACAGCUUGGAGAAAGCAGAGAAAGAGAGAAGAUACGAGAGCGAGAUGGCCUACAACGACAGCGAGCUCGAGAGGCUGAGACAGCUAGUCAAAGAGCUAGAAGAAAGAGAAGUGAAGCUCGAAGGGGAGCUGCUCGAGUACUACGGACUCAAAGAGCAAGAAUCUGACAUCGUCGAGUUACAAAGACAGCUCAAGAUCAAGACCGUUGAGAUCGAUAUGCUGAACAUCACUAUAAACUCUCUCCAAGCGGAGAGGAAGAAGCUUCAAGAAGAGAUCUCGCAGAACGGUGUUGUGAGAAAAGAGCUUGAAGCUGCGAGAAACAAGAUCAAGGAGUUGCAGAGGCAGAUACAGCUCGACGCUAACCAGACGAAAGGACAGUUGCUUUUGCUUAAGCAGCAUGUGUCUAGUCUUCAGAUGAAAGAAGAAGAAGCGAUGAACAAAGACAGUGAAGUUGAGAGGAAGCUGAAAGCUGUGCAGGAGAUGGAAGUGGAAGUUAUGGAACUCAAGAGGAAGAACAGAGAGCUUCAACAUGAGAAGAGAGAGUUAACCAUUAAACUGGACUCAGCAGAAGCAAGAAUCUCAGCUCUUUCAAACAUGACUGAGAGUGAUAAAGUGGCGAAAGUAAGAGAAGAGGUUAACAACUUGAAGCACAACAACGAAGACUUGCUAAAACAAGUGGAAGGGCUUCAGAUGAACAGGUUCAGUGAAGUUGAGGAACUUGUUUACCUCCGUUGGGUCAAUGCAUGUUUACGUUAUGAGCUAAGAAACUACCAAACACCAGCUGGCAAAAUCUCAGCUCGUGACUUAAGCAAGAACCUAAGCCCCAAGUCCCAAGCCAAGGCCAAACGGCUGAUGCUAGAGUACGCUGGCUCAGAGCGUGGCCAAGGAGACACCGACGUGGAAAGCAACUUCUCUCAACCUUCGUCUCCCGGAAGCGACGAUUUCGACAACGCGUCGAUGGAUAGUUCCACGAGUAGGUUUAGUAGCUUCAGCAAGAAACCGGGUUUGAUUCAGAAGCUUAAGAGAUGGGGCGGUAAAAGUAAAGAUGAUUCAAGCGUUCAGUCCUCUCCUUCGAGAUCGUUCUAUGGAGGAUCGCCUGGGAGACUUAGCGUGAGUAUGAAUAAACAGAGAGGUCCUUUGGAGUCUUUGAUGAUUAGAAACGCUGGUGAAUCAGUAGCUAUAACGACGUUUGGUAAAGUGGAUCAAGAAAGUCCUGGUACACCUGAGACUCCGAAUCUUCCAAGAAUCAGAACACAGCAACAAGCUUCUUCACCGGGUGAGCCUUUGAAUAACGUUGCGGCGUCGUUUCAGGUGAUGUCUAAGUCGGUGGAUAAUGUUCUGGACGAGAAGUAUCCUGCGUAUAAAGAUAGGCAUAAGCUUGCGGUUGAGAGGGAGAAGCAUAUCAAGCAUAAGGCAGAUCAAGCGAGAGCUGAGAGGUUUGGAGGUAAUGUGGCUUUGCCUCCUAAACUUGCUCAGCUCAAGGAGAAGCCAGUUUCGGUUCCCUCCUUGACCAGGACGGUUACCGCAAGUGAUCAGUCUAGUGACGGCAACAACGAUGGUAAAGCUAGCGAAAACGCGCAAGCCGUGGCGAAAAUGAAGCUUGUGGAUAUUGAGAAACGACCUCCUAGAGUGUCUCGCCCGCCUCCAAGAUCAGCUGGAGGUGGUAAAAGCACUAAUGUGCCUUCCCCUAGACCUCCUUUGCCUGGUGGUGGUCCACCGCCUCCCCCUCCUCCACCUGGUGGUGGCGGUGGUGGACCUCCGCCGCCACCGCCUCCUCCUGGAGCACUUGGAAGAGGAGCGGGAAGCGGGAGUAAAGUUCACAGAGCUCCUGAGCUUGUUGAGUUUUAUCAGUCGCUGAUGAAACGUGAAGCGAAGAAAGAUGGUUCACCUUCUUUGAUCUCUCCAGGAACUGGUAGCUCAUCUGAAGCUAGGAGCAAUAUGAUUGGGGAGAUCGAGAACCGAUCAACGUUCCUCUUAGCAGUGAAAGCGGAUGUGGAGACACAAGGGGACUUUGUUCAGUCGUUAGCAACUGAAGUUAGAGCUGCUUCUUUCACCGACGUGGAAGAUCUCUUGGCUUUCGUUAGCUGGCUAGAUGAGGAGCUCUCUUUCUUGGUUGAUGAGAGGGCGGUUCUUAAACACUUUGAUUGGCCUGAAGGCAAAGCUGACGCGUUAAGAGAAGCAGCUUUUGAGUAUCAAGAUCUCAUGAAACUUGAGAAGCAAGUGACUUCCUUUGUCGAUGAUCCGAAUCUUCCUUGUGAACCUGCGUUGAAGAAGAUGUACAAGUUGCUUGAGAAGGUUGAGCAAAGUGUAUACGCGCUUUUACGUACAAGAGACAUGGCGGUUUCACGAUACAAAGAGUUUGGCAUUCCAGUUGAUUGGUUGUCUGAUUCUGGCGUUGUUGGAAAGAUCAAGCUUUCGUCGGUCCAGCUGGCGAGGAAGUACAUGAAACGAGUAGCUUAUGAGCUUGAUUCAGUGAGUGGAUCUGAUAAAGACCCUAACAGAGAGUUCUUGCUUCUCCAAGGUGUUCGUUUUGCUUUUAGAGUCCAUCAGUUUGCUGGAGGGUUUGAUGCAGAAAGCAUGAAAGCAUUUGAAGAGCUUAGAAGCAGAGCCAAAACUGAAUCUGGAGGAGACAAUACUAAUAACAAUGAAGAAUCUGUAAACUGAGUUUCUUAUUUACAUUCACUUCGUUGUCUCUCUGUAUCAUUGUACCACCACAUACUUGUCAGAUUGAAAAUGAUUUAUAGUACAGUGAAAGUUAUAGAUUGUUGUAAAAAACAAGAACAAAAAAACUUUCUUUAAGAUUUUUUGUAAGUUCAUUUUGUUA
Molecule: messenger RNA, 3522 nt
Organism: Brassica rapa (field mustard)
Lineage: Eukaryota; Viridiplantae; Streptophyta; Magnoliopsida; Brassicales; Brassicaceae
Product: protein CHUP1, chloroplastic
Biological process (GO): chloroplast relocation
Cellular component (GO): chloroplast outer membrane
Source: RefSeq, a predicted model, not a curated record